Messenger RNA from Vitis riparia (riverbank grape), 1933 nucleotides. RefSeq names its product IAA-amino acid hydrolase ILR1-like 6. The transcript is spliced from 5 exons. The record is from RefSeq and is a predicted model, not a curated record. NCBI's taxonomy places the organism in Eukaryota, Viridiplantae, Streptophyta, Magnoliopsida, Vitales, Vitaceae. Gene Ontology annotation, biological process: jasmonic acid metabolic process; auxin metabolic process. Gene Ontology annotation, molecular function: IAA-Ala conjugate hydrolase activity. Gene Ontology annotation, cellular component: endoplasmic reticulum. The coding region runs from base 87 to 1556 and encodes 489 amino acids.
UUUUUUUUUCUCUCUCUCUUCUUUCUUUCUUUCCCUUCACCUCUCUGCAACCAACGCUUUCUCUCUCACUUUCGUUGCUGAUAUUCAUGAUGAUGAUUCAUUUGCAGAAAUUAUUAAUCAUCUUCUUGAUCUUGAUUUUCGCAGUCUCUGUGAAUUGCAUAGAUAGAAUCACAGCUCCAACCGCUUCCUCCGACCAUGACUACUCCUACUUUGAGCCCCCCUGUUGCAACUCCAAGGCCCCAACCACUCAGAAAAACGUGAGCUCCGCCCUCGACCGGUCCACAACUCCGGCCGUGGCGGACUGCACAAUUUGGAUUAAGGAACCGGCCGUGUCGGACUGCGGAAUUUGGAGGAAGGAAUGCUCGGAGGAGAUUCUGAGGAUCGCGAAGCGGCCGGAGACGGUGGAGUGGUUGAAAGGCAUAAGGAGGAGAAUCCACGAGAAUCCGGAGCUGGCUUUCGAGGAAUUCAAUACCAGCCGAUUGAUUCGCCGUGAAUUGGAUCAGAUGGACAUCAGCUAUCGUUUUCCGCUGGCGAAGACCGGGAUUCGAGCCACCAUCGGCACCGGAGGUCCGCCGUUUGUUGCCGUCAGGGCCGACAUGGAUGCUCUCCCAAUUCAGGAGGCCGUGGAAUGGGAGCACAAAAGCAAAGUUGCUGGGAAAAUGCAUGCUUGUGGGCACGAUGCACACGUUGCAAUGCUUCUUGGGGCUGCCAGGAUACUCAAGGCCCGUGAACAUCAUUUAAAGGGAACCGUAGUACUAGUGUUUCAACCAGCAGAGGAAGCUGGGAAUGGUGCAAAACGGAUGAUAGGAGAUGGGGCUCUGGAGAAUGUGGAGGCCAUAUUUGCAGUUCAUGUAUCUCAUGAACACCCGACGUCUAUCAUUGGGUCGAGGCCUGGUCCAUUGCUAGCUGGGUGUGGCUUCUUCAGAGCUGUAAUCACUGGAAAAGAGGGUGACGCCGGGAAACCUCACCGAUCAGUGGACCCUGUUUUGGCUGCCUCAGCUGCUGUUAUAAGUUUACAGGGCAUUGUGUCUCGGGAAGCAAAUCCACUGGACUCCCAGGUUGUGUCGGUGACUUCAUUGAAUGGGGGCAAUAGUCUUGACAUGAUAGCCGACACCGUGGUUCUGGGUGGUACCUUCAGGGCCUUCUCCAACACAAGUUUCUAUCAACUUCUUCAAAGAAUAGAGGAGGUAAUUGUAGAACAGGCCAGAGUUUUCAGAUGCUCAGCAACAGUGGACUUCUUUGAGAAAGAGUACACCAUUUAUCCCCCAACAGUGAACGAUGAAGGAAUGUAUGAGCAUGUGAGGAAGGUAGCCAUUGAUCUGUUUGGCCCUACAAAUUUCAGGGUGGUGCCACCGAUGAUGGGUGCUGAGGACUUCUCCUUCUACUCCGAGGUGGUCCCUGCUGCCUUCUUCUACAUAGGCGUAAGAAACGAGACCCUGGGGUCUAUACACACAGGCCACUCCCCUUAUUUCAUGAUUGACGAAGAUGCUCUCCCUAUGGGUGCUGCAGCUCAUGCUGCCAUUGCCGAGAGAUAUCUCAACGAGCACAGACGAUGAUGUACACAAAAUUACUGCCAUCAGCCUGUGUUUUCUCUUAUUUUUGGUGUUUGCUAGGUGGGGGAAACAGGUACAGGGAAAGAUAACCCCUCAGCCUAGUCUAAAAGCUUCAAAAGCUUCAAUUUGGGUCUACGGGGAUAUAUAUUUAGGGUAUUGUAAUGUUGAUGUUCAUCCCAUGAAGAACUGGCAUGUAUAUGUUACUGCAUCUUCAGCAAUUUCCAUUUUCCAGGAAGUUUUAAUUUUGUUUUUGAUUUUUUUAAAUAAUUCCAACUCCACCGACUUAAGAGUUGAGAGAAGGACCAAUCUUGAUAUAUGUGACAUACAUGUCUGGCUGCCGGGGAAACACAAUUGAAUCAAAUGAACUGUAAUUUUUUUCC